Musa acuminata AAA Group (dessert banana) is the source of this 994-nucleotide messenger RNA. RefSeq lists its product as uncharacterized. The record is from RefSeq and is a predicted model, not a curated record. The transcript has a single exon. Lineage: Eukaryota; Viridiplantae; Streptophyta; Magnoliopsida; Zingiberales; Musaceae. The coding region runs from base 1 to 432 and encodes 143 amino acids.
AUGCAAUCGGAUAUCCGAUUCCACGAUUCCUCUCCCCUCUCUGAGCCACCUUCCUUCAUUCAGCGUCUGCGCUCCUCGCUCUGCUCCUCCUGCUGCUUCGGCGGCUCCGCCGGCGAUGACGAGGUGGACGAGCGGCCAGCGUCGGUGAUCCGGUCCUCGACGAUCUGGCUGCGGUCCAGGGGGCAGGAGCUGCAGGAGGUCGGGGGUCGGUGCCGGAACUUAGUGGCGCGGAUCGCGCCCCGUCACCCCCACCACCACGCCCGCCGCGGAUCCGGCGACUUCGGGUACGACCCCCUCAGCUACGCCCUCAACUUCGACGAGGGGCCCGACGACGACGACGACGACCGCCACCCCGGCGGCGGGGAUGCGUACCGGUACCGGAACUUCUCGUCCCGCCUACCGCCCUCCCCGCCGCGCCCGGUUGCUUCGUGAGCUCUUCCGAUCCCCCUUUCUCUUCCAUUCAUCGAUUCAUUCUCUGUGUCAAGUUCGUGUGAAUGUGUAUGUAUGAAUAUGUAUCUGAUCGUAACGUCUGCGCGGAUUGCACGAAGAACAGUUCUCGACGGUCCCAUUGUCACUCAGUGCGCCUUUGUGCGCGCCCCACGUUUCUUUCCCACCCACACGGUUACGUGUCGUGACGCCUCUCGUCCGACGGUGGACCAAAGCGAACAAGAAUAUUCGCAGGAAAAGGUGCUUUCGUGGCUGGGAACUGUCUGGGGGAAAUCGGUUGGAAGAGGCUGGGCUUUUGUUUUGGAAGCACACGAACAAAAACAUCGGAACCCAAAACAACCCAAAAAAUCUCUCGCAUUCAUGGAAGCAAAGAGCAUUAAAAUCUCUUGCAUUCAUGCCCGAGCAGAGAGAGAGGAUGGUAAAGUUUAGUAUACCUACCUUCCUACACAAAUUCAUCCUAAACAUAUUUCAUAUCCAAUCUAGAAUAUCAGUACAAAUUUUGAUGCAAUACUAUCCCUAUGACUUGGCUUUGGUCUUUUUAAUCGGA